CAAUCUCCAAAGAAUACAAUUAGAGACAAAUGCUUCUUCAAGUUGCCUCUACAAUUACGGGAAGCAAUCAAGAAAUGAGCAAUGAUCAACUAAUGGAGAUUGUGUAUAGAGGUCUGAAGGGUAGGAGAUUUCUAAUUGUCAUAGAUGAUAUUUGGAGUACUGAGGCAUGGGACCAAAUGCAAAGAAUAUUUCCAAAUGAUGACAAUAAAAGCCGAAUUCUAUUAACCACUCGGCUCCAGUAUGUUGCUGAUUAUGUCAACUGCCCUGAUUUUCCACCUCAUAGCAAGUCCUUUCUAAGUCUAGAAGAUAGUUGGAAUCUAUUCACCGAAAAAUUAUUCAAAAAAGAUCAUUGUCCUCCUCUUCUAGAAGAAAUAGGGAAGCAUAUUGUACAACAAUGUCAAGGAUUACCUCUCUCGGUGGUUGUCGUUGCUGGACUUCUUGGAAAAAUGGACCCGACACAUGAUAAUUGGAAGAAGGUUGAGGAAAAUCUGAACUCAUUCUUUGGUACGGUGUCCGAUCGGUGCCAAUCAAUUCUUUGUCUGAGCUACAAUUACUUGCCCCAAUAUUUGAAGGCUUGUUUUCUGUAUGUUGGAGGUUUUCCAGAAGACACAGAGAUUAAUGUUUCCAAGUUGAUUAGGCUAUGGAUUGCUGAGCAAUUCGUAAAGGCAAGAAAGGAUAAAAGAUUAGAAGUGGUGGCAGAGGAGUAUCUACAAGAGUUAAUUGAUAGAAGUCUGAUUUUGACUGGUACACAAAGUGCUAAUGGAAGGAUGAAAAGUUGCAAAAUUCAUGAUCUUCUUCGCCAACUAUGCCGAACUGAAACUCGUACUGAAAAUGUUGUGCAUGUCAUGAAUGGGAAUGUCCUCAUGUCCUUAUUAGAAGUAAUAGAUGAUCAGCGGCGAGUUAUAGGUCUGUGUAACCAUGAAGAGAAGCAAGUUUAUCCUCCAAUGCAUAGCAAUUGUACAGCAAGUAUAGCUCGUACCUUUAUUUCAAUGCAAUUUUUAUAUUACCCUGGUUUUCCAGAAAGGAUUUGUUCCAUUGUUUCAGAGUUCAAGUUACUUAAGGUGUUGGACGUAUUAACAGUUUGGUACGAUUUCUCUGGUGUAAUACCUCAACUUGUACAUUUGAAAUAUGUUGCUGCAAAAAUUAAGGGAAGUCUUUCACUAGCCAAAUUGAGAAAUCUACAGACCAUAAUUCUUCGAACUCUUGAAAGGAAAGAGUUGGAGCAGCCAGUAGAUAUCUGGAGAAUGUCAGAGCUAAGACAUUUGAUUAUCAAUUCGUCACUAUAUAUAUCUAAUCCGCUUGAAGCAGAAAAUCCUUUGUUUCUCAACAACUUGCAAAAUCUUUAUCUCUAUAACUCUCCUUUUAUUGCGGAAAUCAUAAGAAGAACUCCCAAUCUAAAAAAGCUAAAGUUUAUAGAUGAUUCAGAGCAUUCUGAGUGGCCUGCAAUUCUUGAUUCUCUAAUUCUUCUGGAAGAGCUGGAGACGCUACUCAUAAAGCGGGAGACUAUUGACAUGAACAUUUUCUCUGGAGAUAUUUUGCCUUGUAAAAUCAAGAAAAUGACAUUAAGUUCUAAUAUCAAGAAAUUGAUAUUAUUAGGUACUCGUAUACCAUGGGAAGUUGUGAAUUUGCUGGCUAAUUUACCCAAUCUUGAGGUGCUCAAAGGGUAUCGUGCAUUCGAUGGAACAGAUUGGAAAGUAGAUGAAGAUGUUGUGUUUCACAAAUUAAAAUAUCUACAAAUUGUUGACAUAGGUCUGGAAAGGUGGGAAUUAGCAGCUGGUAGUGAUAAUUUUCUGAUGCUUGAGCAACUAUUACUGCGUGGGUUGUAUGAAUUGGAGGAGAUUCCGGAGAGUAUUGGAGAUAUAAUGACACUAAAAUUCAUCCAAAUAAAAUGGUGCGGCUCUGGUGUAGUAGAUAGUGCAAAGAGAAUUCAACAAGAGCAAGAGAGCUUGGGAAAUUAUGAGCUUCAACUUCAAAUUACUCCAAAGGUAUCUUCAUUUCCAGCUAAAAAGGCUGGACAUAUCAAAGGAACAUUUUAUUAA
Messenger RNA from Solanum stenotomum, 2039 nucleotides. Its product is annotated as late blight resistance protein R1-A-like. Gene Ontology annotation, molecular function: ADP binding. Bases 30 to 2039 code for a protein of 669 amino acids. The transcript has a single exon. NCBI's taxonomy places the organism in Eukaryota, Viridiplantae, Streptophyta, Magnoliopsida, Solanales, Solanaceae. The record is from RefSeq and is a predicted model, not a curated record. Gene Ontology annotation, biological process: defense response to other organism.